This is a messenger RNA of Apiotrichum porosum, 435 nucleotides long. RefSeq lists its product as uncharacterized. The record is from RefSeq and is a predicted model, not a curated record. The transcript has a single exon. The coding region runs from base 1 to 435 and encodes 144 amino acids. Lineage: Eukaryota; Fungi; Basidiomycota; Tremellomycetes; Trichosporonales; Trichosporonaceae.
AUGUCCGUCUCUGCCAACAGCACCUCCCUCACCUCCGUGUCCGCGGAAACAUACACGGCCACGGCUAUCGUCAGGGCCAGCACCAGCGCCAGCACCCGCACCACGUCCUCGGCCUCGUCGUCCACAGCCUCCACCAUCACCCUCCUCGAGUGCGAGUACUCCCUCAAGCUGAACGGCAACGACAUCGGCAGCGCCGUGACCAAGUCGUGCUGCGCGAUGCUCAACGGCACGAUGUCUGGCGGCGAUUGCCGAUCGCUCGCCAUCGUGCAGAACCUCUGGACCGACUGCGUCUACAGCACCAGCAGCCAGGUGGAUCAAGGCUACCCCGGCGCCAGCUUUUGUACGUCGUACACGGCCAAAUCGAGCGCCAGUGUCCAGCGUGUGGCGUGGGGCAUGCUCGCUGUGGGUCUCGCGGCUGUCGUUAUUGCUGCCUAG